AUGAUUGACUUGGAUGUGAAUACCGAGUUCAUCUCGCCAGACCGGAUGGCUAUGCUCAAAUUGACAGAUGAAGAACCACAGCUAGAUUUACUCCAUGACAUGUCACCCUUUAAUGAUUCGUCGAUGGACGUCGACGUCGACGGUGCAUGGACCGAGCGCCAAGGUACGGGCGCAGAUGCCGCUAACCCUUUCGAUACGCAAGCUCCAGCGCGCCAUCUCGACGAUUCACUAUCGCGAACCAUCCGCCAACAUCGCAAUCGAACCGCCCCAUUCCGAAAACGCACAUUUGAUCACCGGCGUGGUGACUUGCAUCCACCGUAUAGGCCUGUAAACUGCGACAGCGACGACUCUCGCGCUGACCGUGCCUGGAUUCAAUUGCAUCAGAGGGAAGAUUCUCCGGAAACGUUAGAAGAAAAGGCACGCGCAAUCUUGGUCGCGGACAUGGCGGACGCAGACUUCAAGGAAGAGCGCGAGGAUAGGCGCGAGGACCGACGUGACGACAGGCGCGACCGUGGAAACUAUCGAGGAAACAACAAGCGCCGUCGUGAUGAUGACAACGACAAUCACUACCGCGGUGACGACCGUCGCGGACCCCAGCGCCGCCGUAACGACGAUGGCCCUCGUCGCCGAUAUGAAGAACCGCCGUUCCCCAAACUGCGUAGACUGCUCUUGAACAUUGCAAGCUCCACCAAGCUACCCCAGGACGAGGCUAUCGAGAUCGCAAAGUUCUUUGGAGAGCACUUUGACGACGAGCGUCUUCGCUCCGACUUCUUCGAUGUCUUUGUACAGCUUGUCAUCGAGCAGCCCUUCAAAAUCCCAUUCGUCGCAGCCGUCGCCUACUACGCCAACGAUGUUAACUCACAAAUCACUAUCGAGGCCAUGAAGCGCGUUGGAGACCGGGCACAAGAAGCGCUGAACGCUGGCGAGUGGAAAGAGUUCAAGCUGCUUCUGAGGUUCUUCGCUUGCCUACAGUCGCUCUACGAAGAAGAUGGUGUCUUCACUUUCCUCGGACAACUCUUCGACACAGUCGUUGAUCUCCAGAGUGCCAACGAGAACGAUGUUGUCGGUAUCGAACUGGUCAAGAUCAUUCUUCUUACCAUUCCUUACGCCAUCGUCGCUGGAGGAGAGCGUUUCCACGAGCAAGCACAACAACUGUUGAAAAACACUGGCAUAGUAGCGAGCAACGCGGUUCCCAUUGAAAGCCUCAUUCACUCCUACGUCGGCGAUUUCGAAUCGAAGCCGGUUGACCACCACAGCGUUAUUGGCCUACUUCAAGCACAGCUAUCAGCUGAGGCUGAGUCUGGCUUUGAACUGAGGUGCAUUCCACGUAUCGACAAGGACGCUCUACGUAGGAUGAACACUGAGGAAGACGCUCUCCCCACGGCCCCUCAGACUCAUGCCUUUCCUACUUUCACCAUCCCAUCGCCAGUCAACCCUGGCCCGCGGCCGGUCUUCCCAGAGGCAUACUUCUCCUUGUUCGCCGAUCAGGAAGUUGACACCGUACCCAAGACCACAGACAUCGCGUCAUCGCUCGUUCGAGAUGCCAUCGUUGACACCAUCAACCAGCUUGACUUUAACCGUGAAAUGGUCGCAAAGUUCCUUGUAGACGUCGAUUGCUACUGGUCUGUUGACAUUUUCGCUAAACGCGGCUCACCCUUUGACAAGUUCCGCGAGUUGGUUGGCGACAAGGUUCAGUACAAGUCGGAAGACAUGAUCAUCGACGCUAUCUUUUCGCAACUGUUCAAGCUGCCGAGUGCAGAGCACAAGCUCGUCUACUACCACGCACUUAUCACACAGUGCUGCAAGGUCGCGCCCGCUGCGAUCGCGCCCUCCCUUGGACGUGCUAUCCGUACCAUCUACAAGAACUUGCCUAUGAUGGAUCUGGAGCUAGGCUACCGAUUCCUCGACUGGUUCUCGCACCAUCUCAGCAACUUCGAAUUCAGGUGGAGAUGGACGGAAUGGCUGGAGGACCUUGAGCUCUCAAAUCUGCACCCCAAGAAGGCUUUCAUUCUUGCGACCUUGGACAAGGAGAUACGGUUGUCAUUUGCCAAGCGCAUUCGAUCAACGCUGCCAGAGCCCAUGCACUCUAUGAUUCCCGAGCGACUAGACGCAGACAACAGUCCCGACUUCAAAUACGACAACCAGCAAACCCCCUACGCUACCGAAGGUCAGACUCUUCUCAGUCAACUGAGGAAGAAGGCUACAGCCGAGGAGAUUCAGGUCACCAUUGACACGAUUCACGAGAAGGCUCUCGAACAAGGCAUCACCGAGGUUCUCGUGCCCUCGACCGAUGCUUUCGUCACCGCCAUCUGCCGACUAGGAGCGAAGUCACUUUCCCACGUUCUAUCCUGCAUUGAACGCGGCAAGGACCGCCUACUCGAGCUCUCACAGAACGAGGUCGCGCGUCGCCAGAUUGUUGCCAGCGUCGUCGAGUACUGGAAAGACCAGCCCGGUGUUGCAGUCCGCAUCAUCGAUAUUCUGCUCAACUAUACUAUUCUUGCGCCGAUGACUGUCGUCCAGUGGGUGUUUGGUAGCCACAUGGGAGCUGGCGAGGCUUUGACAGAGAGCUGGGUGUUCGAGAUGGUCAGCAAUACCGUCGCCAAGGUGACUAACCGCAAUCGUCAGAUUGCAUCUGCCCGUCUCCAGAAGGGUCUUCCUCAAGAACAGAUCGAGAUGGUAGAGGCUACACUGGCUAAGGACCGUGACAACGCCCGCGAACUGUUCAAGUACAUUGAAGACUCUAUGCGUGGCGUCGCUGAAGGUUCUGCUGAUACCUUGGUUGAGAAGUCAUCGAAUGGCGCGCUCACGGAAGAGGAGGUCGAACUCAUUAAGGCUUGGGGUAAGCGCUGGCACACAGUCUUCAUCCGCAAGGCACAGGUCGAGGAGUCUGUUGUUGGUGAGGAGGCGGUUGAGGCGCGCAUUCGUCUUCUCGCUGCGGAGCCUGAUGUCGUUGCUGAGAGUAUGGAGCAGGAUGGCGAUGGCGUUGCUGAGGCUACUAAUGGGGAGGCGCAGAUGAGCCUUGCUUAG
Molecule: messenger RNA, 3027 nt
Organism: Alternaria burnsii
Lineage: Eukaryota; Fungi; Ascomycota; Dothideomycetes; Pleosporales; Pleosporaceae
Product: cap binding protein
Exons: 5
Coding region: 1-3027 (1008 amino acids)
Biological process (GO): nuclear-transcribed mRNA catabolic process, nonsense-mediated decay; mRNA export from nucleus
Cellular component (GO): nuclear cap binding complex; nucleus
Molecular function (GO): RNA cap binding; mRNA binding
Source: RefSeq, a predicted model, not a curated record